UUUAAAUGACGUAUGUAUAUGACAUUUUCAAAGGGAAAAUACUUUGGUUAUAAACAAAAUAAAGAAAAUUAUUUUCUAGAUUGUAUCUGAAUUUAUUUUAAUAAUUAACAUUGCUCCAUGGUUCAAAAAUUUUCACAAAUAAAAACAUAUAAUUCAUAAUUUAUAACGCUUGGAAAUUUAAAGAUCCAAAUUUAGGUGUAAAUAAAAACUUGUGCUCCGGAAAAUACGAAUUCAAUUUUAUAAAAAUUGAAUUCGAAAAGAGAAAUAGUAUUAAAAAUAUUACUUCUUUGCCAGAGUUCAAAAUCAUUAUUUCCUGGUAAAAAUGGGUGAAGAAUUUGAAACGCUGGAUCCAAGUUUAAAGAACAUAGUAGAACAAAAAUCAUUAAAGUGGGUUUUCGUUGGUGGGAAAGGUGGGGUUGGUAAAACUACUUGUUCAUGCAGUUUGGCAGUUCAAUUGGCUAAAGUUCGCGAAUCGGUCUUAAUAAUAUCAACAGACCCAGCUCACAAUAUAUCUGAUGCAUUUAAUCAAAAAUUCACGAAAAUUCCAACAAAGGUGAAUGGGGUUGAUAAUCUUUUCGCUAUGGAAGUUGAUCCAAAUGCAGGUUUAGGUGAGCUGCCUGAAGAAUAUUUUGAAGGAGAAAGUGAAGCUUUCAAAUUAAGUAAAGGGGUACUUAGUGAAAUCGUUGGUGCUUUGCCUGGUAUUGACGAGGCUAUGAGUUACGCGGAAGUAAUGAAAUUAGUUAAAGCAAUGAAUUUUUCCGUAGUAGUUUUCGAUACAGCUCCGACUGGUCAUACUUUACGUUUGUUGUCAUUUCCACAAGUAGUUGAGAAAGGUCUUGGAAAAUUGUUGCGGUUAAAAAUGAAGAUUAGUCCUUUUAUAAGUCAAUUUGGAGCAUUAUUUGGAAUGCAGGAUUUUAGUGCGGAUGCAUUAACGGCAAAAUUAGAUGAAAUGUUAGCAGUUAUUCGACAAGUCAAUGAACAGUUCACAAAUCCCGAUCAGACUACUUUUAUUUGUGUUUGCAUUGCAGAAUUUUUAUCCCUCUAUGAAACUGAAAGAUUAGUCCAAGAACUAACAAAGUGUGGAAUUGACACUCAUAAUAUUAUUGUAAAUCAAUUGCUUUUUAAACACAAAAAUCAACAGCCAUGUUCAAUGUGUGCUUCCAGAUAUAAGAUUCAAGGUAAAUAUUUAGAUCAAAUAGCUGAUUUAUAUGAAGAUUUUCAUGUUGUAAAAUUGCCACUUUUGGAAAAUGAAGUACGUGGUGUUGAGAACGUGAAGAAGUUUUCUGAGAAUUUAAUAACGCCUUAUAAUCCAGAUCAAUAGUUUCUUUCAGUUGCUUUAGAUUCAAGAUAACUUAUUUGCAUUAUUGUAUAUGAAAUAAAUUUAUUUCAUAAAUUAUUGUAAAUUAUAAUUUAAAGCAAGAAAAGUAAUUUAAAACAGUUUUCUUUUAUAUAAAUAAAUCAAAUUUAUUCAUCGUUUAUUACAAAAUGAACUAGAUA
Molecule: messenger RNA, 1497 nt
Organism: Condylostylus longicornis
Lineage: Eukaryota; Metazoa; Arthropoda; Insecta; Diptera; Dolichopodidae
Product: ATPase ASNA1 homolog
Exons: 10
Coding region: 323-1321 (332 amino acids)
Biological process (GO): post-translational protein targeting to endoplasmic reticulum membrane
Cellular component (GO): GET complex
Molecular function (GO): ATP binding; ATP hydrolysis activity
Source: RefSeq, a predicted model, not a curated record